AUGAAGUCCUGGUUCCUUGCCCCUGACUUCACCUUCACCCCCGACGGACCCCUCCAGCUUGGCGCUGUCAUCCCUCAUCCCAGUCGUCCGACCCAGACCCUUGCAUCACCCCGCACCGACGCAAUCACGCUCCCCGAAGUGCAAACUCUGCUCGAGACGAACCAUACUCACUCGGACGAUGUCACGCGCACAGCUGGUGUCAAUCUCUUUGCUAAAUUCGUAGAGCUUGCUUCUGCUUCUAUUGGCUAUGAGACUAGUCGGCGUAAUGCGCUGGCAUAUGGGACUGUAGAUCAUGAGGUUCGGUCUUUAGCGGCACCGUUUACGAGGGAGUUCCUGCAGAGCAUCGUCGACGCGGAGGCUGUUAGAGAACAUAUCGACUCUGGAAUGUUUGGGAAGCGAGCCGUUUACUUCGUUUCUGGGCUCAGAGUCGCCACCUCGUCUUUUACGGUCACGAAAGAGAAGGGGAUUGGACAUAAUACCUCACUGUCCGGUUCAGGCCCAACAGGUCCUGUUCCCGUCGAAAUCGGCGGCGGUAUCUCUGGCGGAAAAGAGAGUUCAAAGACCGAUUCAUACGAAACUGCACCAGGCAUCAUCUUCGCUUACCGUCUUCACGCCAUUCGUGUUCGUGGUAGCGGCACCGUCAGCUCAGAGAUGUUUUCGAGCAGAAAACAAUUCAUGUCUGGCCGACCAGUCCCUGAUCCUGAGCCCUUUGAGGUCGUUGAUGUUGACGCUGAAGUGUUGAAGGCUGAUAGGAAGGAGGAGGAAGAUGCGCCGAAGUAUGAGAUGGAAGACCUUGGAGAUGAGGAAUACUGUUUUUUGGCGGAGGCCUAG
Messenger RNA from Fusarium subglutinans, 831 nucleotides. RefSeq lists its product as uncharacterized. The record is from RefSeq and is a predicted model, not a curated record. The transcript has a single exon. NCBI's taxonomy places the organism in Eukaryota, Fungi, Ascomycota, Sordariomycetes, Hypocreales, Nectriaceae. The coding region runs from base 1 to 831 and encodes 276 amino acids.